Molecule: messenger RNA, 1870 nt
Organism: Epinephelus moara (kelp grouper)
Lineage: Eukaryota; Metazoa; Chordata; Actinopteri; Perciformes; Serranidae
Gene: tacr1a
Product: tachykinin receptor 1a
Exons: 5
Coding region: 345-1637 (430 amino acids)
Biological process (GO): G protein-coupled receptor signaling pathway; positive regulation of flagellated sperm motility
Cellular component (GO): plasma membrane; sperm midpiece
Molecular function (GO): substance P receptor activity
Source: RefSeq, a predicted model, not a curated record
UGUGUGAGCAGUUAGAGGAACACAGACUUGUUUCGCUGCUGCAAUGCGCGUAAAAGGCGCGUUUUCUUUUUUUACGCACAGCGAAAAGUGUUAAAGAGUAAUAGAUAAUGAUAGAUUGUUAUCGUUAAGUCCACGUGAAUGACUUAAACUGUAUUCCUAUGUUUAUGAUUUUCAAGACAGCGGAGUCUUUAGGUGAACAUUCCAACAGAUUGUGCGGCGGUCGGGCUUUGCUGAAGCUUUCCUUUGUUCAGUUUGCGUUUGGCACUAGGAUCUUUAACUUUGUUACAAAAUGAUUUAGGAUUAUAUCAGUAGUUUUAGAGUGAUUUCCGAUCUUAAACAGCAAAAUGGAUCCUUUAUAUAAUAUCACCAAUGCGUCAAAUUGGACCACCGGCUCCAACGACACUAAUAACGGGACCGAGUACUGGAACCAGUUUGUACAGCCAGUCUGGAGAAUUGUGCUCUGGGCCAUUGCGUACAGCUGUAUAGUUAUCGUGUCCGUGGUAGGCAAUCUGACAGUGAUCUGGAUUAUUAUGGCGCACAAACGCAUGAGGACCGUCACCAAUUAUUUUCUGCUGAACCUGGCGUUCGCCGAAGCCUCCAUGUCCGCCUUCAACACGGUGAUCAACUUCACCUACGCCGUGCACAACGAGUGGUACUUCGGACUGGUCUACUGCCGCUUCCACAACUUCUUUCCGAUCGCGGCUGUGUUUGCCAGCAUCUACUCAAUGACUGCCAUCGCUCUGGACAGGUACAUGGCCAUCAUCCACCCUCUGCAACAGCGCAUGUCGUCCACAGAGACCAAGGUGGUGGUGGGAGUGAUCUGGGUGCUGGCUCUCCUCCUGGCCUUCCCUCAGUACUACUUCUCCAACACGGACCAGCUUCCCGGCCGGGUAGUGUGCUACAUCGACUGGCCUGAAUACUCUGUGUGUGACUUCAAAAAGAUGUACUAUGUGUGUGUGGCCAUCCUGAUCUACUUCCUUCCUCUACUGGUGAUGGGCUGUGCUUAUCUGGUGGUGGGACUGACCCUCUGGGCCAGUGAAAUCCCUGGAGACUCUUCUGACCGCUACAAGGAGCAGCUGACUGCCAAACGCAAGGUGGUGAAGAUGAUGAUUGUGGUUGUGUGUACGUUUGCCAUCUGCUGGCUGCCCUACCACGUCUACUUCCUGCUGCACCAGUUCUUUCCUGACAUGUUUGAAGAAAGAUUCAUCCAGCAGGUUUACCUGGCCAUCAUGUGGCUGGCUAUGAGCUCCACCAUGUACAACCCAAUCAUCUACUGCUGCCUCAACGACAGGUUUCGUGCUGGCUUUAAACAAGCCUUCCGCUUCUGCCCCUGCGUCCCUCAAGGCUCUUACGAAGGUCUGGAACUCAAGUCCACUCGCUACCUUCAAACCCAGACAAGCGUUUACAAGGCCAGUCGGAUGGAGACCACCGUGUCAACUAUUCUUCAGGUUGGAGAUGACAUAGAGCAGCCCAAGGUCAAGGCGGUAGCAGGUCAAAGACCUGGUGGGGCCACAGUUGGGGCCAGACCACAUAGCUCCUCCUUGGACCUCACCUCAAAUGGGUCAUCAUCCCGGAGUGUCUCCAAAACAGUAUCAGAGACAUCCAGUUUCUACUCCAGUAACAACCUGCAGGAAUAGACCUCAAACACAGGUGGCAUUUUGCUGGACAGCAGGAAGAGAGAGUGAGUUGACUGUUCACAUAGCUGCUUUUGCCCAUGUGUGUUCAUGCAAAAGUACAGCAUGAAUGUGUGAGUUUGUCUGCCAGUGACUGUGUGCUGUCAUCAUCCAUAACAACAUUGUAUAAAAUCCUCAUGCUGCUCACAGUUAAUGAUCAACUUUCAUUUGAAAGGUUUGCUCAGUGCCAAAAAGUG